Boleophthalmus pectinirostris (great blue-spotted mudskipper) is the source of this 2420-nucleotide messenger RNA. Its product is annotated as interacts with SUPT6H, CTD assembly factor 1. Gene Ontology annotation, biological process: poly(A)+ mRNA export from nucleus. Gene Ontology annotation, cellular component: nucleus. The record is from RefSeq and is a predicted model, not a curated record. Lineage: Eukaryota; Metazoa; Chordata; Actinopteri; Gobiiformes; Gobiidae.
AACACACGCGGCUCCAUUUUGGAUCUAGAGCCCGCAGCUGGAGCAGGAGCUAGGCAGCUUCUUUCGGGUUUUUACUCUUUAAACAGCACAUUUUUCUUCGUCCGGCGGUUUUAACACUUCACGGAGAGUCCCCGAAGCCUCCCGGAGCAAGGGGGCCCGAGCUGGUGCGCACAUGGACGGGGAAGAGGACGAGUUUAUGUCCGGGAACCACUCCGACGACGGAGGUGGAACUCCAGUCCAAGACGAGCACCCGCCGUCCGACGCCGACGACGCCAGGAGCGACCGGCAUCAGUCAGAGGAUGAGGGCAGCAACGACGAGGCAGCUCAGCCGAUGGACACCAGCGGAGCCAUGAGCGAUUCCGACGGAGAGACGGCGCGAAAAGACCCGGACGACGACAGCGAAAACGAGGCGGAGAAAGAACGGGAGGAACACAGCGAAAACGAAACCAAAGACCGGGACCCGAGCAGCGACUUCGAACAGACGAAAGAGCGCGACGACGCCAGCGGGAGCGACGACGACGACAACAACGAGGAAUCCCCGCGGAAACGGCCGUCCAGCGUCUCCGAGGACGAGUCCCCGACCAAGCGCGCCCAGUCCGACCAGGAGGGGGAGCCGUCGAGCUCGCCCAAGCGCCGCCGCGGCAGCACGUCGGACGCGGACGGGGACGGGGAGGGCGCCGGCGGAACGGGGAACGGCAACAAAGCGGCGUCCGACUCGGAAUCGGAAAAACACGACAGCGACUCGGACGGAGGAGUGAGGAAGAAAAAGAGACUGUUGGACUCGGACGACGAAGAGGAGGAGAGGGAGAAGAAGGGAGAGGAGGGAGAGAGGGAAGGAGGAGGAGGAGAAGAGGAGGGAGAGAAAGAGUCCGGGAAGUGGAAGGGAGUGAUGCAGUCGGACAGCGAGGAGGAGGAGGGAGAGAGGACGAAGGCUCACAGCGACGGAGAACAAGACGGAGGACAGAAGGACAGCGACGAUGAAGACAGACCAGUUAAAAGGAAAAAGGCCAUUUUGUCGGACAGCGAAGACGAGGAGGAGGAAAAGACGGACAAACCCGUGAAGAGGAGCAGGGCCGUGUCCGACGGCGACGACUCCGACUCCGCCUCCUCCGCCGCCGGACCCGACAAAUCUCUGGCGGCGAAACUGCGCGAGCUCGGGUCGGCGAGCGAGGACGAGGAAGAGGAGGAGCCCAAGACGGAGGUGAAGAAGGACGAGAAGGCUCUGUUCGGGAGCGACAGCGACUCCGGCGACGAAGAGGAGAAGAUGAUCGCUGACAUCUUUGGAGAGUCUGGAGACGAGGAAGAGGAGGAGUUCACUGGCUUUAACCAGGAGGAUCUGGAGCAGGAGAAGAAGGAAACUCCACAAACGCAACAACAACAAGACGACUCGGACUCAGACGAAGGAGUCGACCGCAGCGGACAAGACACCAGUUUCAUGUCGGACUUUGACAUCAUGCUGGCGAAGAGAAAAGCCAUGAACAGCAAGAGACGGAAACACCGCGACGGGGGAACGUUCAUCAGCGACGCCGACGACGUGGUCAGCGCCAUGAUCAACAAGAUGAACGAGGCCGCCGAGGAGGAUCGGACACUGAACAGUCAGAAGAAACCUGCUCUGAAGAAACUCACGCUCCUGCCACAAGUCGUCAUGCAUCUCAAGAAACAGGACUUAAAGGAGACGUUCAUCGACAGCGGCGUGAUGUCGGCCAUUAAAGAGUGGAUCAGUCCUCUGCCCGACAAAUCCCUGCCUGCGCUCCGGAUCAGAGAGGAGCUGCUCCGGAUCCUGCAGGAGCUGCCCAGUGUGAGCCAGGAGACGCUGAAGCACAGUGGGAUCGGACGAGCUGUGAUGUUCCUCUACAAACAUCCCAAAGAGUCGAGAACCAACAAAGACCUGGCCCUGAAGCUCAUCAACGAGUGGUCGCGGCCGAUCUUUGGCCUCACGUCGAACUACAAAGGAAUGACGAGAGAAGAGCGACAGCAGAGAGACUUGGACCAGCAGAUGCCCCAGAGACGCAGGCUCAGUUCUGGAGGUCAGACGCCGCGCCGCGACCUGGAGAAGCAGCUCACCGGAGAAGAGAAAGCCCUGCGACCGGGAGAUCCGGGGUUCUGCGCCCGAGCCCGAGUCCCCAUGCCGUCCAACAAAGACUACGUGGUCCGACCCAAGUGGAACGUCGAGGGAGACUCCAGCCGGGGCCCGGUGAAGAAAGGUCUCUCCCGCGUGGACAAACAGAUGCGUCGUUUCCAGGACAUUCGGCGUUUGUCUAAAACGGGUCACGCCGUGAAGAUCAGCGUGGAGGGAAACCGGAUGCCGCUCUGAUUUUAAACUUUAGGAUUCUUCACUUUUAUUUUAAAUUUUUUUUUUGUUUUUUGGUAAAAAUGUAAAAAAAAAAAUCUGCUGUGGAAUAAAACAGUUGUUACAAUCA